This is a messenger RNA of Urocitellus parryii (Arctic ground squirrel), 1389 nucleotides long. RefSeq names its product STARD3 N-terminal like (gene Stard3nl). Lineage: Eukaryota; Metazoa; Chordata; Mammalia; Rodentia; Sciuridae. Gene Ontology annotation, cellular component: lysosomal membrane; late endosome membrane; endoplasmic reticulum membrane. The record is from RefSeq and is a predicted model, not a curated record. Gene Ontology annotation, biological process: cholesterol transport. Gene Ontology annotation, molecular function: cholesterol binding.
ACUCGAGGAGCUCCUAGGGCGGCUGGCUGCGGGCGGUGGGCUGCGCUUCGCUUGCUGGGCUGGGUGCCUGGUCCCGCCCCACCGAGCCCCACCCCGCCGCCCCGGAGAUCCCUGGAGGGCGCGACCACUGAGCCACUGUCUCCGGGCCAGUCUGGGGCGGCCGGCCCGGAACCACCCGAUGAGGUCUCUUCUCUCUAGGGAUGGUGAAGUUGGGAAAAGGUUCCUUUAACCCUUCUCCGGGAUGAACCACCUGCCAGACAUGGAGAAUACACUCACUGGGAGCCAGAGCUCCCAUGCUUCUCUGCGCGAAGUCCACUCCAUCAACCCCACACAACUCAUGGCCAGGAUCGAGUCCUAUGAAGGAAGGGAAAAGAAAGGCAUAUCCGAUGUCAGGAGGACUUUCUGUUUGUUUGUCACCUUUGACCUCUUAUUUGUAACAUUACUGUGGAUAAUAGAGUUAAAUGUGAACGGAGGCAUUGAGAACACGUUAGAGAAGGAGGUGGUGCAAUAUGACUACUACUCAUCUUAUUUUGAUAUAUUUCUUUUGGCAGUUUUUCGAUUUAAAGUGCUGAUACUCGCAUAUGCUGUAUGCAGACUGCGCCAUUGGUGGGCAAUAGCGUUAACAACAGCAGUGACCAGUGCCUUUUUACUAGCGAAAGUGAUCCUUUCAAAGCUUUUCUCCCAAGGGGCGUUUGGCUAUGUGCUGCCCAUCAUUUCAUUCAUCCUCGCCUGGAUUGAGACAUGGUUCCUGGAUUUCAAAGUGUUACCUCAAGAAGCAGAAGAAGAAAACAGACUCCUGAUAGUUCAGGAUGCAUCAGAGAGGGCAGCCCUCAUACCUGCUGGUCUUUCUGAUGGUCAGUUUUAUUCCCCUCCUGAAUCUGAAGCAGGAUCUGAAGAAGAAGCUGAGGAAAAACAGGACAGUGAAAAACCGCUUCUAGAACUCUGAGUUCUAUUUUAUAAAAAUGUGAAGAACCCUCACUGAAGUCAUCCGAGGGAAGAAGAUGGAGAUGGGGUCUCCCUAUUGAUAGUUGAAAUGGCGACAUCCACUACUGACUUUGUUGAACAGCUAGUAAACUUUUAUUUAUGGUGAUACCUCACGGACAUUUUCCCACAUCCACACACAUCCAGUCUCCUGCCUCUGGCUGGCCAGGUCAUGUCAUGAUUAUUCCUCUGUUCAGUGAGACUGAGUCUGACCUGUCAAUGAAUAAUUGAAGGAAAGUUGUAUGUGUGCUGUAUCCUAAUCAAAAGACUUCUUAAUAUGUUGAAAUAACACUUUUCUAGUAAGUGAAAUACCUUUUAUUUCAAUUCACAGGAUGAAAUUUUUUGUUUGUUUCAUGUCUCAGAUUUCUUUUGUAUUUCAUUUAUUAACACCCUACAUUUCCCUUGUGU